AAUGUAUUCUUCCGCAUUAGAAAUAUAGAUCCAAUUCUUCUUUAAACUUUCUUACCAACAUUAAAUUGCAAAUUAUAUAGGAAAACGAAGUUAUAUAUAUAAUAAUUGAUAUCAAUUUGAACCAGUUCUAAUUUUAUGCACCUUUAGAUGAAGCGUCUAAUCAAAUAUAUGAAAGUAGCUAGAGAAGUUGAAAAGUCAUCAGCCAUUUUUAUGAGUAGAACGUAUAGAAUAUAGUGCUCUCUGCAACAUGACAUCUCUACAAUCUAAUAUUUCUGUUCAUUUAAUAAAAUAUCAACGUAAAAUAGGAAUUUAUUAAACAUUUCUAUAUAAGGAUUAAAGAGCGACAUCAAACCAUUGUGGAUUUUCUGUGGAAAAAAAUGUAUUAAGAAGCAAACAAAAAAUGAUAAGAGAAGCAUGAGAGCUGCAAUAAAGUACAGACUUCAGAAUUAGUCUUUGAAAGUAAAUUAUGUAUGAUGAUCGGUUUAGAAUGAAAUAAGUGAAAAUCGAAAUAAUAAAAAUGGUUGUAGAAAGCUGUACAAAAUCUAGUACUAGAUAUCCACCUUCUACUGGAAUGACUGCUAAAGAACUCUGUGAAAAUGAUGAUUUGGUCACAAGUCUGGUUCUUGAUGCUCAUCUUGGUUUUAUAACUCAUAAAAUGAAUCUUAGGUUCAGACCAUUGAAAAUAAAUAAAGAAGAAUUACGAAAUAUUAUAGCAGAUUUCAAGCAGCACCAAGAUUACGAAAAAGCAUAUCGUCAGUUAAUAAGUGGAGAAUGGGCUUUAGCUUAUUUUCUUACAAAAUCUAAACAACAACAAAAUUCAUUUAAAGAGCAUAUAUUUCGUUAUUUACGAAUUUUUGAUAAAGAAUCUGGAUUUGAAGUAUUACCAUGUAAUAGGUAUUCAGGAGAACAUCAUUUAGGUGCUAAAAUGUGUGCUACGAGAAAAUGGUGUAAAAAUGAAAAAAUUCCAUUUUUAGUGGGAUGUAUUGCAGAACUAACUGAAGAAGAAGAAGCACAAUUAUUGCAUCCUGGAAGAAAUGAUUUCAGUGUUAUGUAUUCAUGCAGAAAAAAUUGCGCUCAAUUAUGGCUAGGUCCUGCAGCUUUCAUUAAUCAUGACUGCAGAUCUAACUGUAAAUUUGUUUCUACUGGAAGAGAUACAGCCUGUGUUAAAGUUUUAAGAGAUAUUGAAGUAGGUGAAGAAAUUACUUGUUUUUAUGGAGAAGAUUUUUUUGGUGAUAAUAAUUGUUACUGUGAAUGCGAAACAUGUGAAAGACGAAAAACUGGAGCAUUUAGUACUCGUAAGAAAGAUGCUGAAGAAGGAGGUGAAAGUAAAACAACAUAUAGUUUUAGAGAGACUGAUAAUAGAUUAAAUCGAUUAAAGCAACAAGCAAAACUUAAUAACAACAACAAGAAUACUCAUUUGAAACAAAAAGUUAAUUCUAAUGAGACUGUUGAUAAGAAGAUUAAUGGAAAUCUUCAAAAAUCAUUAACUUUACAUGAGAUACAAUCUAAAGGAUUAAAUAGACCUCAAAUGUUGUUCAGUCAAAAAUUUAGCCUUAACCAUUCAAAUGGUAUUUUAUCUGAUAAAAAUAGAAUAAUCUCUCAAAAAAAAGUAACUAAUGAACUUCAAACUGAAAAUUCAGCGAAAGCACAAAACUCGUUAAAUAAAAAGUUGGACAAAGUUCAAUGUCAAUCAAAAUUAAUUAACCAUAAUAAAAAGUAUUGCAAAAUUCAAUAUAAAACACUGUCAUCAAGAACAGUUGGAAAAGAUAGGAAAACUAAUGUUGAGAAACCAGCUGCACCUACAGCAUGUAAUGAAAGAAACCAAAAUAUUGAUGCUUUAAAUAAGGCUUCAGUAUAUAAUAUAGAUAAUGAAGAUCUCACUGUAAUGACAAAAUGGGCUCCACGUUGUAGAACAAGAAUAGGUUCAAAUUCAUCUAUAGUGCCAUGUUAUAAAAGUGAUUCAGUUUUAAAUAAAACAAAUGUUAAAAUUGAAACAACUUUUCCUAAAGAAAAAAAUGAUCAAAGCACUAAUAAAAAAUCUCUUGUUCCAAAUACAACUCGUAGUAAAAGGAAAGAAUUAACAGAACCAGAAAAGCAAGAACUUAGGAAAGACUCUAUUAGUGAGGUAAACAAAUUAUCUACUAAUUCUCAUAAAACUAAUGGUGGAAAAAUUAAUCCGUCCACAUCUCCAAACCAAACAAAACCAAAAAAUGGUAAGUAUGACUAUAAAUUACAAAUGGACACGGUCAACGUGAAGAACAAUUUAGAAGACUCCCCGCAGGGGUGCUUAAAGUUAACAAUUAGAGUUCGGAGAAGCCACUUGACGGAAGAUCACUACUCUUCUUCAGAAGGUGGAAACAACAACAUAAAUUCAGCUAAAGGUUAUCAGAAGCGAGCUAUUUAUGAAAUUCUUCCACCUAGUAAUGCUAGUAGUCCUCGUAAACAUCAAAAGAAGAAAAAGAAAAAAAGGAAGAAGAAAUCUCAGGAAAGAGAUAUUUCGAAAUUAGAAAUGAGUAACACUAAAAGACCAAAACUGAAUUCAAAUACUGCUUCUCAAUUGUGUUCCAAUUCAGAAUCUUCUAAUUGUUCGUUAAACAGUUCUCCUUUAAAACCAGGUACGAAAAGACUGAGGUUAAUCUUCGGCAACAAUUCUAUUGAUAUAGACAUUCCACCAUCUAAAGCAAGAAGAUUUUUUUGAUUCUUUAAUUAGUUAGAUAAACAUUGGUAACUAGAACAGAUUAUAUUAAUAGGAAAUCAUCUUUAUUUUAUACUUGAUAGAUGGGAAUAUUAUCCUAUCAGCCACUUUUAUGUGCCUUCAUAUAUGUCCCUCAUCUCUUUGAAAGGCAAUUACAGGUUAAGAAAAAUCAUAACAUCUAAUUUUCAUAAAUUAUGUUUAAAAUUAGGACAAAAGAAUAAUAAUGAAUCAUAGUGAUAUAUCAAUCCAUCCAUCUCUAGAUAUCAUGUCAUAAUCAUAAUUUAUUUGUAAGUAGAACAUCUUCAAUUUAACUAAUACUUAUUACUGUUUGUAAAUAUAAAGUAUAAAUAAUGUAUAUUUAAAGCAUUUGUAGUUCUUUAUUUGUUUCAAAAUGUCUUUCCAUUCUUACUAUUAUUAUUAUUGUUAAAUUACUUCAGGUUUCUAAGAAUUAUUUUCGAAAAAUAAUAUUUAAUUAAAAACUCAAAUAUAUAAGUUUUGUUAUGUUUUAUAUAUUUGAAAAUAAUAAUUUGUGAAUCUGUGUAUUUUGUAACUUAUCUUCAUACAGUUUUUUUUGUUUUUUAAUUGCAUUAGCUUGUAUAUUAGUUAAGUGUUUGUAAUGGUUUUUGUAAAGAUAUUACUGGAAAAAAUAUUUUAUUUUUAAUAUUUCGUUCUGAAAAAUUCCAGAAAUUAUUUUGUAAUUAUGAUGAUAAUUUCAUGAUGAACAUUCUUAAAUAAUUUGAUCUUUUAGAAUGUACUUUUUAAGUUAGAUAUUCCUGUAUUCACCUUUCAGAGAUUGCAGUUAAUAUUGAAAUGUGCAGUCCACGAUUGACGAUGACGGGGCACAUUUCUCUUCAUACUGUUUAUAAAUUCGACAAAAAUGCACAUAAAAUUUAAAACUGUUUUAUAAAGUAGUUCACAAUGUGAAAUUGUAUUCAAAUCAUCCAGGGACAAGAUUAGUUUGAAAAAUAAUUUUUUCUUGAACGAAAUCUAUUAUUUUUUUAAGUAAUUAUGACUCUAUUGUAAUGUUAUUUCGAAUUGUUUAGCUAUGAAUGGAUAUAUUUAAUAUUGAAUAAACUUAAAACU
This is a messenger RNA of Centruroides sculpturatus (bark scorpion), 3778 nucleotides long. RefSeq names its product histone-lysine N-methyltransferase KMT5B-A-like (gene Hmt4-20). The transcript has 9 exons. The record is from RefSeq and is a predicted model, not a curated record. Lineage: Eukaryota; Metazoa; Arthropoda; Arachnida; Scorpiones; Buthidae. The coding region runs from base 518 to 2698 and encodes 726 amino acids. Gene Ontology annotation, molecular function: histone H4K20 methyltransferase activity; protein binding. Gene Ontology annotation, cellular component: nucleus.